This is a messenger RNA of Condylostylus longicornis, 809 nucleotides long. RefSeq names its product phosphatidylglycerophosphatase and protein-tyrosine phosphatase 1 (gene PTPMT1). Gene Ontology annotation, biological process: protein dephosphorylation. The transcript is spliced from 4 exons. Gene Ontology annotation, molecular function: phosphatidylglycerophosphatase activity; phosphatidylinositol-4,5-bisphosphate 5-phosphatase activity; protein tyrosine/serine/threonine phosphatase activity. The coding region runs from base 127 to 729 and encodes 200 amino acids. The record is from RefSeq and is a predicted model, not a curated record. NCBI's taxonomy places the organism in Eukaryota, Metazoa, Arthropoda, Insecta, Diptera, Dolichopodidae.
GUGAAUAUUUAAAGUGUGAUUUGUUUAUCUUUUGUUGUAGAUACCUGAUUAUAGAUUACAAGGCAAAGCUGACCCCACUUUCUUUUUUAAGCAUUUAAAGAAAGUUAAUUAUUGUACUUAGUAAAAAUGGUUCUUAAGCUGGAAAUGUUUGCUCGAUUAACUUUUUACCCAACAUUAUUUUACAAUGUUUGUAUGGAAAAAUUAUCUUCCAGACGAUGGUACGAUAGAAUUGACGAUAACGUUAUUUUGGGAGCUUUACCUUUCAGAUCUAUGACGGAUGAGUUACGGCAAAAAGAAAAUGUAAAAGCAGUUAUUUCCAUGAAUGAAGAUUAUGAGCUGGCGUUGUUUUCGCACAAUAAAGAUACUUGGCCACUUUAUGGGGUGGAUUUUUUGCAACUUCCCACAACAGAUAUAUUUGAAACGCCGUGUCAGAAAAAUUUAUUGACGGGAGUAGAGUUUAUAAACAAAUUUUUGCCUUUAUCAAAUAGAAUAAAAACUUUUAAUAAUGAUGAUCUAAAAGAGAAUAUUGGAACAGUAUAUGUUCAUUGCAAAGCAGGGCGAACACGUAGUGCGACUUUGGUGGGAUGCUACCUAAUGAUGAAAAACGGAUGGAGUCCUGAAGAAGCUGUCCGAUAUAUGAAAACCUGCAGACCACAUAUAUUACUUCAUCAUAAGCAAUGGGAAGCACUAAGAAUAUUUUACAAUUUAAAUGUAAGAAAUAAGGAAUAGUAACCAAUCAUUAAUUAUUUAUUAAAAUUUAAUUUGUGAUUAGAGACAAUAAUAAAGAACAAUAAUUUAAUGAAGUAAAA